CAGAAACUAUAAUAUCAACAAGAAGCUCAAUGAUUUCAACAUACAUUUCGGAUUCAACAGUAGCUACUUAUUCAAAUGACAGUGAAAUAAAUAAUGUCACUGUUUAUCCAGACGCUGAAACCCAAGCGACGACACCCUAUGUUCAAAAUGAUAUGCUUAAACGACUGCUAGAUUUAAGUGAAAAAACUGACCAGAAUCCGUCAGACCCCGAAACGGCGCGAGAACUGGAAGAAGCAUUGGAAAACAUGGAGAAAGCUCUCGCAUCACCGCCAGUUUCCAAUAAGGUUCGUCGGGAUUUACGUCAACCAAAAGAAUUUAAAGAUACACCAGAGCAAAGAGAGAACGAGCCAGUACCACAAAAAGAGCUUCCUAAAGAGCAAACACAAACCCAAAAAUUUAAAGAAAUCGGCACUCCCGACUCAGCUCCAAUCAUGGCUAUACUGACAAAAUACGCCCCGUUGAUAAAGAGCUAUGAAAACAUUUUCAGACGAAGCGAUGCAUCAAAUACCACCCUUAGUUUAGAAGUGUUGGUGUUAGGGUUCUUAGUUUCACACAGUUUGUAAACAUAAAUUAACUAG
This is a messenger RNA of Cydia strobilella, 578 nucleotides long. RefSeq lists its product as uncharacterized. The transcript has 3 exons. NCBI's taxonomy places the organism in Eukaryota, Metazoa, Arthropoda, Insecta, Lepidoptera, Tortricidae. Bases 30 to 563 code for a protein of 177 amino acids. The record is from RefSeq and is a predicted model, not a curated record.